Molecule: messenger RNA, 456 nt
Organism: Gongylonema pulchrum
Lineage: Eukaryota; Metazoa; Nematoda; Chromadorea; Rhabditida; Gongylonematidae
Source: the annotation of a GenBank genome assembly
AUGGCAGCAACGCCAGGUCGCAGUGAUCUUUGUCAGACAGCACCUUUCACGCUUUUUCCGUCGCCGUUCCCCAAAAAAUUGUUCCGGGAAGCAAUGGACAUCCAGCAGGCAUGCUUUUACAGUCCAAUUAGUAAAAGUUUUAAAGAGUUAGUUGAUCACGGUAACACUAUCACCCAUGCCGUAAAUUUGCUAUAUUUUCGAGCGUCAUGGGAUUUCGAUUUUUUGAUCGAGGCGCAUGCUGAUGUUGUGCGUACUGAUGAUUUUAUUAGACAUUUUGUAGAUAUCUUGAAAGCAGUCCGUGACGCUAGUACAUGCCAGAAAAAAACUUUGUUGAUACAGCGAAACGAUUACAUGUGCCACGAAGAUAUGUAUGGGAAUCAUUUUUUGAGACAGGUGAUUAAACAUAUUAUGUCACUUCAACAUCAAGAAAUUUUUGAAUUAAAAAGGCGUUUCUAG